Selaginella moellendorffii is the source of this 821-nucleotide messenger RNA. RefSeq names its product rhodanese-like domain-containing protein 14, chloroplastic. Lineage: Eukaryota; Viridiplantae; Streptophyta; Lycopodiopsida; Selaginellales; Selaginellaceae. Gene Ontology annotation, cellular component: chloroplast. Bases 11 to 802 code for a protein of 263 amino acids. The record is from RefSeq and is a predicted model, not a curated record. The transcript has 6 exons.
AGUGAAAUGAAUGGCUCCAUUGCUUUCUUCUAGUCGAGCGCUAGUUCUUCCUUCUCGAAAUCAGGUUUUGGGGACACGCGCUAGGGCAAGCGAUCGCGAUGGCGAUCCCGUGGCGAACAAGGUCAGUAGCAGCCGGGGAUGGUUCUACGACAAAUUCGUGUCGCAAAACACGAUGGAGGCCAAGCUCAACAAGCUCAAGGCCGAUGUCGCCGCCCGGAAUGGCUACGUUGGAUCCCUGUUUGACGACGCAUUCAAGUACACUGCUUGGAUUGAAAUUCAUCGAAAGCUAACAGAGAGAAAUCUGGUGAGCCUCGAUUGCGAUGAAGCAUACAAGAUGAUGAAGAGCGGUGACGCUGUUCUUAUUGACGUUCGUGAGUGUCAACCCUUCGAAAAGGUGCAUGGUGAGGGAACAAAGUCCGCUCCCUUGUUCCGACAAAUUCAAGGAAACGAUCUCAAAGCAAAUGCCAGGAGACUGGGAUUUGCCUUGCUUACGAACUUCUCUGGCACAGAGCGCAACCCAGAAUUCGUGGAGAAAGCUCUCGACGCUGUUAACGGCGACAAGAACAAGAAAGUAAUCGUUCUGUGCAGCAUUGGAGGAACUCUCCUCACGUACGUCGAGAGAACGGGGCCUAAAGCAAAGAAGUUCAAGGAUCCCGAGCGCUUCUUUGGACGUCAGUCGAGAUCAUUGAAAGCGGCAUAUGAACUCCAGGAAGCAGGAUUCACAAACGUUUUCCACCUCCAGGGUGGAUUUAACGAAUGGAUCCAUCGCGAUCUUCCCACCUCUGGAACCGCAAUAGACUAAAACUUACCAGGUAUCCGCG